This is a messenger RNA of Lentinula edodes (shiitake mushroom), 3228 nucleotides long. RefSeq lists its product as uncharacterized. The transcript is spliced from 7 exons. The record is from RefSeq and is a predicted model, not a curated record. Gene Ontology annotation, biological process: protein deubiquitination. Gene Ontology annotation, molecular function: cysteine-type deubiquitinase activity; cysteine-type endopeptidase activity. Gene Ontology annotation, cellular component: nucleus; cytosol. Bases 283 to 2928 code for a protein of 881 amino acids. NCBI's taxonomy places the organism in Eukaryota, Fungi, Basidiomycota, Agaricomycetes, Agaricales, Omphalotaceae.
CAUGUGCAAAUACAGUGCAGGCGCCUGCGUGUACAUUGUUUUUCUACAACAGCGACAGCUACUUAAACAUCGCGAUUCCUUUCUGGCUGAAAAAAUCUUGAGCCAUCGAAAGCGUUCUCACCGCAGAUUAACUCUAUAACUUUACCGAUAAAGGUUGAAAGUGUGGCAGGUUUGAUUGUAAAGUCGAAUUGAAUACUUUGGAGCAAAACAUUGAUUGCUGGCUAAAACACUCACAACUUGUUAACACGGACUGACUUUUCAAGCAAGAAAUUGUCAGCCAAGAUGGAAAACCCAUAUAAUCAUGGACGGCCUUCGUACUAUGACCAAUCGGGGCCAGUUUCUUACAACUACGAAAACCAUGCCGGACCCAGUUCCUACCCAUUUCAAUACGGUGUUAAUGGCCAUGCUUACCAAAAUUAUCAUCCGCAACUUUCCUCUCAGAAUUACAUGCAUGCGCAGAAUCCGAUGAUUAAUGCAAAGCAGCCCCAAAACUACCCCCACCCGCCGCAGCCGUAUCCUACCUACACGAAUCAUCAUUCUUACACAGUUCCUCCUAUUCCAAAUUCCUCCUCGGCAUGGCAUCAUCCAAUACACCAACAGCCCGAGGUUCAUUCGCCUCUUCAGCAAAUUUCGACCUCACUUCCUUACAAUCUGAACGUAGAAACACCUUCCCAUAACGAUGCAUCAUCACAUUCUCAUCCUCCAACCCCUGCUCCCACAUCAUCUUCAUCGCAAACUGCUCAAUUAUUUACCGCAUCUACAUCUUCUCCUACAAAUCCUUCAUCUUCGUCGAACUCUCAAGAUUCCCAUUCGACUCCUAUGAGCAUUUUCUCAACAACUUGGGCGAUUUGGUCACGCCGUCCUACAGAUCCUAAUCUUGCACCCGGUCUCGUCUUUUCCUCACGUAUACGACCGCCUGAUUAUAUCGUGAGAGACGCACUGGAUAUCAGAACACCACCUGCAUCUCCUACAACGGAGGCCACACCCUUACCUGAUAUAGAAUCGCAGCAAACCCGAGAAGAUGUAGAGUGGGGGGUGACUGACAGUGUGCCAGAGCCUGCUGUUGUGCUUCUGCCGGCAGCAUCUGUUGCAUCCUCCGAAGAAACCUCGACUACCGCAACCGCUACACCUAGCACGACGCUACCUGGCUCUCCUGCAAGCAGUACCACAUCUAUAUCGGUUUCCGCUCCUGCUGGUCCAUCCAAAGAUACCUCUUCUGAAUACACCGAAACUCCUACUUCACCGGAGCUUGCGCUUACACCUGAUGUCGCAGCCGUGUCGACGACGACGAUGUCUCCCAAAUCACCGCCCCCUUUAAAAAAAUCAUGGGCUUCCAUUCUUCGACCCACUACUGACCCAUCUCCUUCUGAUGCUGUUACUCAGCGAACCAGACCAAGGAUCCCUACGUCUUCUAUUGUCGGAUUCUCAGUACCUGCGGACGCUAUCGGCAGUUCUCAAGGAGGCGGGCAGGCCAUUCCAACCGGUAAACGCGCUGAGCUACUUGCCCUGCUGAACUCAGACCUGAAGCCUGCAUCUAACUCAGGGCCUACAUCAUCGGGAAUCUCAUAUGCUGCUAUGUCAGUCGCGUCUACCAAGAUCGAUUUCAAAGCCAAAACGAGUCCUUCGAAAAUCCACCCUCGUGGGCUGAUUAACACCGGAAAUAUGUGUUUCGCCAAUUCCGUUCUUCAGCUGCUCACUUAUUCACCUCCCUUCUUCCGCCUCUUUCAUGAACUGGGUCGUAUUGGCAUGGAGGAUGUGAAGCAGACAAGCGGCGUGCAGGUCCCGUUGGUCGAUGCUACGAUCGAGUUUUUAACGAAGUUUCUGCCAGAGGAUCGCAAGGCGAGGCUAGAGGAGGAGAACAAAAAGGUCAACGCCCGAAUGACGUCCACCUCAUCCAGUAACGGUGCCUCCAUUGCUGGCUCGUCAAGCAGCAAAGGCAAGGAACGCUCGAUGACGCCUCAACCCGAGGAUGACCUUUGUCCUUUCAUCCCAACAGGCAUCUACGAUGCUCUGAAGACCAAGAAACAAUUUGACUCCAUGCGAGGUGGGCAACAGGAAGAUGCAGAGGAAUUCCUUGGAUUUUACCUUGAGGGCUUGGAGGAGGAGUUGACGACGUUGACGGAGACAUUGACGCAUGGAGAAAGUGGUACUCUUCUCGAGGGCAAAAACAAGAAGAAGGGAGCUACUGCGGUAGAGGAGACUGAGGAGGAUGCACCUCCUGAGGCAGAACAAGACGGAUGGAUGGAGGUUGGGAAGCGUAAUAGGACUGUGGUCACUAGAACGAUUAAAUCGACUGAUUCACCCAUUACACGCAUCUUUGGCGGGAAAUUCCGCUCGUCACUUCGUGUCCCUGGUCAGAAGGAGAGCGCAAUUGUGGAAGACUGGAGGAGUCUACGACUCGAUAUCCAGCGAGACUCAAUCCACACAAUCCAAGAAGCCCUUGCCAAUAUUUCAAAACCACAAACUGUUCACCUAGUCGACCCACCAAGAGAAGGUUCUCAAUUGGUGCUUAUCGAAGCGCUUCCCCCCGUGCUUGUCCUUCAUAUGAAGAGAUUUGAGUACGACGCUUCGGUGGGCAGUGUCGUCAAAGUCGGCAAACAGGUGGCGUUUGGGCCCGAGUUGGUCAUUGGCGCGGAUCUGCUGAGCGCCAAGGCUCGGAGUAAUUUGGGUUCCCAAGGCGUUAAAUACAAGUUAUUCGGAGCCAUUUACCAUCACGGUAUCUCUGCCUCUGGUGGACAUUAUACUCUCGAUGUUUUACACCCGGACCGUUUCCCUCGCGCGGCGACUGCAAAGCCUCGUGAAGGCUGGAUACGUAUUGAUGAUGAGCUCGUCUCGGAUGUCAGGCCGGAAGAUGUCUUCGGGCAAGGGGACUUUGAUGAUGGUGGUGUACGCUGUGCGUAUCUGUUGUUUUAUAGGAGAAUGAAGUAGGUAGGAAACGAUGUAUACUAAAGGCCGAGACUUAAGGAAGUCGUAUCGAUUAUGUUCAUCGGGGAGAGGCAUCGGAAGAUACAAGUCGAAAAAUGAAACAUAGCUUGGUAGAACUCGAGAGAUAUCAAUAUCAAUUGUCUGUCUUGUUUUUUUUCUGCUUUUGCGACAGGAGCGCAUGCUGAAGAUGUGGGCGCAAAGUGCUCUAAUGAGUCAUGUCACUGCCAUAGAGGGAAUAUCAUGCCACUGCGAUAUUUGCAGCUUUGAUAUCAUCAAGACUGGGGAAAGCAGGGGGAAAGGCCC